This is a messenger RNA of Striga hermonthica, 1191 nucleotides long. NCBI's taxonomy places the organism in Eukaryota, Viridiplantae, Streptophyta, Magnoliopsida, Lamiales, Orobanchaceae. The record is from the annotation of a GenBank genome assembly.
AUGUUCCCUUCUUGGCCUAUCAGAUUCCAACACAAUACCCCAAGAGGAAGCUCAAAAUCAAGAGAAGAAAGUACUACAGACUCUGUGAACACAAUCUCCACCACAAACAGAUUUGAUCAUCAUCAGCCGGAGUCCCCCAUCAGCACCACCAAAGAUCAUCAAUCUUUUCCGGCGGCCGAGCUUAUAAACCACCGUCGCCUCCCGCCGCCGCCCCAGAUGGAAACCGCCGGAGUUUCACAACAGCCACCACCACCGGCCAAACAAAACCCAGAAGUAAAGACAUUGAGACGUUUGGCUCAGAAUAGAGAAGCAGCAAGAAAAAGCAGGCUUAGGAAAAAGGCUUAUGUACAACAGCUAGAAUCAAGCAGAGUUAGGCUGAGUCAACUUGAACAAGACCUUCAGAGGGCUAGGUCACAGGGGCUUUUCUUAGGAUCAGGUGGGGUUGCUAGUGGGAGUAUUAGCUCGGGUGGUGCAAUAUUCGACAUGGACUAUGCGAGAUGGCUAGACGAUGACCACAGGCACUUGUCCGAACUCCGCAACGCGCUGCAGGCUCACUUGCCAGAUGGCGACAUGAGGUUAGUAGUCGAAAACUACAUUGCACAUUAUGACGAGAUUUUUCGCCUCAAAGGAGUUGCCGCCAAAUCCGAUGUCUUUCACUUGAUCACCGGCAUGUGGGCCACGCCUGCCGAGCGCUGCUUCCUCUGGAUGGCCGGUUUUCGCCCUUCUGACCUAAUCAAGAUGUUGAUAGCUCAAUUGGACCCGUUGACCGAGCAACAAGUGAUGGGUAUAUACGGUCUCCAACAGUCGUCUCAGCAGGCCGAAGAGGCUCUAUCUCAAGGUCUCGAGCAAUUGCAACAAUCUCUAAUCGACACCAUAGCCAAUGGCUCGAUCAACGACAACAUGCACCACAUGGCCAUUGCAUUGGGCAAGCUCGCCAAUCUCGAAGGCUUUGUUCGCCAGGCUGAUAAUUUGAGGCAGCAAACACUGCACCAACUGCAUCGGAUAUUGACCGUACGUCAAUCAGCUCGAUGUUUCUUGGUAAUCGGGGAGUAUUAUGGCCGAUUACGAGCCCUAAGUUCCCUUUGGGCAUCAAGGCCUAGAGAGACCUUGAUCGUAGACGAUAAUUCUUGCCAGACGACUAUGGAUCUGCAGAUGGUACAAUCUUCUCAGAACCAGUUCUCAAGCUUCUGA